Molecule: messenger RNA, 1086 nt
Organism: Ailuropoda melanoleuca (giant panda)
Lineage: Eukaryota; Metazoa; Chordata; Mammalia; Carnivora; Ursidae
Product: olfactory receptor 7C1-like
Exons: 2
Coding region: 136-1086 (316 amino acids)
Biological process (GO): G protein-coupled receptor signaling pathway
Cellular component (GO): membrane
Molecular function (GO): G protein-coupled receptor activity; olfactory receptor activity
Source: RefSeq, a predicted model, not a curated record
CGCACUCUGAGUAGCCGGGCUAUAAAGGGCACGACUGCUUUGGAACUAGGAUGACACUUCCAGAUGGUAGUGGCAACAGAGGGAAGGAUGGAAGCAUCCUAAAUUCCCCAACUGAGGCAAUUUUAUUUCAUCCCCAUGGAAUCAGCAAAUCAAACACAUGCUGCAGAAUUUCUCCUCCUGGGGUUUUCAGCAAAGUCGGAGACUCAGUUCAUGCUCUUUGGGCUGUUCCUGUGCGUAUACUUGGUCACGUUCACUGGGAACCUGCUCAUUAUCCUGGCCAUCUGCUCAGACCCCCGCCUCCACACCCCCAUGUACUUCUUUCUGGCCAACCUGUCCUUUGUAGACAUCUGUUUCACCUCCACCACCGUCCCCAAGAUGCUGUGGAACAUCCAGACUCAGAGUAAAGUUAUCACAUAUGCAGGAUGCCUCAGCCAGACAUUUUUUUUCUUUGUGUUUGGAUGCCUGGACAAUUUAGUCCUGACUGUGAUGGCCUAUGACCGCUUUGUGGCCAUCUGUCACCCCCUGCACUACUCGGUCAUCAUGAACCCCCAGCUCUGUGGGCUGCUGGCCUUGGGGUCCUGGUGCAUAAGUGUCAUGGGCUCCCUGCUUGAGACCUUAACUCUUUUGAGGCUGUCCUUCUGCACAAACAUGGACAUCCCACACUUUUUUUGUGAUCUUCCUGAAGUCCUGAAGCUCGCCUGUUCUGACACCUUCAUUAAUAACGUAGUGGUGUAUUUUGUGGUUAUUGUCCUAGGUGUUCUUCCUCUCUCUGGAAUCCUCUUUUCUUAUUCUCAGAUUUUCUCCUCCAUCCUGAGAAUUUCAUCAGCCAGGGGCAAGUACAAAGCCUUUUCCACGUGUGGGUCUCACCUCUCAGUGGUCUCCUUGUUCUAUGGCACAAGCCUUGGGGAAUACCUCAGUUCUGCAGCAACUUCAUCCACUAGGACGAGUCUGGUGGCCUCGGUGAUGUACACCAUUGUCACCCCCAUGCUGAACCCCUUCAUCUACAGCUUGAGGAACAGGGACAUGAAGGGGGCCCUGAGCAGGGUGGUGCCUCUCAGCAUCAGGACCAUCACAGGACUCUCCUGA